This is a messenger RNA of Aspergillus saccharolyticus JOP 1030-1, 1071 nucleotides long. Its product is annotated as mitochondrial 54S ribosomal protein uL1m. The record is from RefSeq and is a predicted model, not a curated record. Bases 54 to 977 code for a protein of 307 amino acids. The transcript is spliced from 3 exons. Lineage: Eukaryota; Fungi; Ascomycota; Eurotiomycetes; Eurotiales; Aspergillaceae.
CGCUCGUUCCAAUUACACCCCCUUCCCUCCCCCGAGGUCACAGUCCCUGCGCCAUGUCCUCCUUCAGCUCAGUCCUGCCCACUGCGGCACGGGGGUUGGCCUCUUCAUGUCGAUCUUCCUUGCGGCCUGUUCCUUUGGCCCCGGUUGUCUACAGACCUCAACCGAUCCGAUGGGCUAGUUCAUCCAAAGGGAGCAGCAAGAAAUCCAGCAGUCAAUCCCAAUCCAAGAAAAAAGAGAAGCCUACCAAGAAGCAUGCGAAAGAAUUCUUUCAAAGGGACCUGAAGCCUAUGGAGCAGUUUGCGCUAUGCGAUGCCAUGAGAUAUAUCCGCGCCUUCGAAGUCGGCCGCGAGCCCACUGUUGCCAAAUACGAAGUCCACGUUCGCCUGAAGACCAAGCGAGACGGUCCUGUUAUCCGCAAUAUGCUCCGGUUCCCUCAUUCGGUGCAGACGGAAUCUCGAAUCUGCGUUAUCUGUCCCCCCGGUUCGCGACACGAGAAGGAAGCGCGCGCUGCAGGUGCCGUCCUAGUCGGAGAACAAGAGGUCUUUGAUGCCGUGAAAGCCGGCAAGAUCGAGUUUGAUCGCUGUAUCGCCCAUCCGGAUAGUAUGGAGGCAUUUAGCAAAGCGAACCUGGGCAGGAUCCUCGGUCCUCGCGGUCUGAUGCCCAGCGCAAAGACGGGUACUGUGGUUGAAGAUGUGGCCGCCCGCGUCGAGAUGCUGCGUGGUGGCACGGUGUACAGAGAACGUGAUGCUGUCAUUCGCCUCCCCAUCGGCCAGUUGGGCUUCUCCCCCGAGCAGCUACGGGACAACUUGCGUGCGACCUUGGAUCAGAUCAAGAAGGAUGCUGCCCGAAUGAAUGACCGCAUUACCAAGGAGGUCUACGAAGUGGUCUUGAGCUCCACCAAUGGCCCUGGCUUCAGCUUGAACGGCGAGUUCAAGUCCGAUCAAUCCGUCGAUACGGCUGCCAUGCAUGGCGCGUAAAAUAGCUUUUUGCAUUUUCCGGGUGUACAGAAUAUGUUUCAUUAGGCAGGACACGGUGUAUAAUGGUAUUGUUUGACAUAAGUCUUCAAAGCAU